This is a messenger RNA of Pimephales promelas (fathead minnow), 1414 nucleotides long. Its product is annotated as transmembrane protein 53. Lineage: Eukaryota; Metazoa; Chordata; Actinopteri; Cypriniformes; Leuciscidae. Gene Ontology annotation, molecular function: serine hydrolase activity. The record is from RefSeq and is a predicted model, not a curated record.
GGAGAUCAACUUUCCCAUACCUCUCAUACCGGGAAUUGAGAAAAAUGCCUGUUUUGUGCGUUGCUUGGGGCUGUAAAAAUCGCCACACAACUGAAAACAGCUUUCGAGGAAGUACCUUUCACAAGCAAGACUGAACGUUUGUUUUUGGUUGUAUUUGGUCAUGAUUUAAUUAGCGCCUGUCACAGAAUUUAUAACAGAGCGUCCCCGGUCUCCCGUUGCUCGUGCACGCCAGCAUCUGCUUCAGCUCAGCUCUCUAGUCCUGCCAGCAGCCGCAGCUCAUCUGCUGUCAUGCUUUCCAGAGCGGUUCCCAUGGCUGGGGUCACUGCGCACAAGAUCAGUAAAUACAUCACCUUCUUCGCCAGUGAUGUCGAUGGGACUCCUGCGGCUAGCUUUUCACCUGGUCACCCUAAACCUAUAUUGCUGUUACUGCCAUGGCUGGGCUCCAGACCGCAAGCCUUUGGCAAGUACUGUGAGAUUUACUUUCGCAAAGGCUUUGAUGUACUCGUUGUGGAAAGCGAAGUGAGACAAUUCCUGUGGCCCCGUUGGGGGUUGGAGUACGGUGGCCAUGUCCUGGAUUUAUUAGAAAGCGAGCGCUUCUCACAGCGCCCCCUAGUGAUCCAUGCUUUCUCCAUAGGAGGAUAUACGUUUAGUCAGGUUCUUGUUCAUGUGGCCAAAGAUACCCAGCGUUACCAAGGCCUGACAAACAGGAUCAGGGGUCAUAUCUACGACAGCCUGGUCAUGGGAUCACUGGACCAUAUGGCCAAAGGUCUGGGUAAAACCUUAUUUCCCCGGUUUGAGCAUCUCGUGAGAUCGACUGGCCUUCUGUACUUCCGUCUCUUUAAACACCAGACGGUUGACUACUUCAACUCGGCGAUCAGUAUUUUCUGGAACACUCCUUUGAUGGCACCUUCUCUCUUCUUUUACGCUGAGAACGAUGUAUUGUGUGAUUACAAGAGCUUGGAGAAGAUGAUGGAGGAUUGGAGGAAUCGGGGCCUAUCUGUCGAGAACAUGAAGUGGAAAGAGUCUAUUCAUGCAGGGCAUCUGCGCACACAUCCUCAGGAAUACCUGGCCACCCUAGAUAACUUUGUGAUGUCUCUCAACAUGGUGCCUCUAAAGGCCAAAAUGUGAACUCUGAACUGGCAUCAUCUGCUUCCAUUAAACAUCAGAAAUUGCCUGAAGUGCCUGGUUUGACCGUUAUAUAGACAUUCUCUUUAGUUUAAGGUCGCAAAAUUUACUUGUUUCUCUAACCUCUUCAGUCUGUUGAAAUAUUUAUGCGACUACAUGUAAUAAAGACCAUACCACUGGCAUGUUGAGUGUGUAAUACUACAUACAAUCUAUUGAUAAGUGACCGAUUUGGUUUGUUGUAAUACAAUUUUAUUCACAGUAAAACGUGGCUAUGACCCACUUCACCCUA